UUCAUUAUUCUGUGUUAGCAGAUAGGUUAAGGGCAUGCACCUUAACAAAUUCACCCUAAUAGCUUAAGGACAAAAAAAACCAAAAAUUCCUUCAAAAAUUCAAUCUUUUCUGCACUGCGUUGCGCAACAAGCUCAAUCCAGUGAUGGGUGAUGGUUGCACGGUUCAGGGCAUGAACAAUUCGAACAAGGAUAAGAAAAAGAAGAACAAGAACAAGAACAGGGGUGGUAGUAGCAGUAGCAAGAAGAAGAUGACCCAUGAGCAGCUUCUUGCCUUCAAGUUUGUGACUGAAUGGGUGUUCUUGGAUCAACCCUCUCCUUCUUCUGCUUCUUCUUGUGUUGUGGAUGAUUUUGGGGUGCAGAAAGCUAUGGGAAGAGGUGGAGAGAAGGUAACCUUUGAAUUGCAUUCACACUCCAAAUGCAGUGAUGGGUUCUUGUCCCCUACUAAGCUUGUUGAGAGAGCUCACAUCAAUGGCGUGAAAGUUCUUGCUCUGACAGAUCAUGACACUAUGGCAGGCAUCCCUGAGGCUGUAGAGGCAGCUCGGAAAUACGGCAUCAAGAUAAUGCCUGGUGUUGAAAUUAGUACAAUAUUUUAUCCGGGUGGAGACUCUGAAGCAGAGGAACCAGUUCACAUUUUAGCAUAUUACAGCAGUAUUGGACCAUCAAGGUUUGAGGAGCUGGACAAGUUUUUAUCAAAUAUAAGGGAGGGACGUUAUCUUCGAGCAAAGAACAUGGUCUUAAAACUGAACAAACUCAAACUGCCUCUUAAGUGGGAGCAUGUUUGCCGAAUCGCAGGCAAAGGGGUCGCCCCAGGAAGGCUUCAUGUUGCCCGUGCUAUGGUUGAGGCAGGUUGUGUGGAAAAUCUCAAACAGGCAUUUGCUCGGUAUCUUUUUGAUGGUGGACCCGCGUACUCCACGGGAAGUGAACCUGUGGUAGAGGAAGCAAUAAAAAUGAUUUGUCAUACUGGGGGUGUUGCUGUUCUGGCUCAUCCAUGGGCAUUGAAAAAUCCGGUUCCAAUUGUCAAGAGGUUAAAAGAAGCUGGCCUUCAUGGGAUGGAGGUUUACAAAAGUGAUGGAAGGUUGGCAGCUUAUAGUGACCUGGCUGACACCUACGGGCUUUUAAAGAUCGGAGGGUCAGAUUAUCACGCCAGAGGAGGCCACAAUGAAUCUGAACUAGGAAGUGUGAACCUUCCAGUACAAGUGUUGCAUGAUUUCCUCAAGGUAGCUAGGCCUAUCUGGUGCAAUGCCAUCAGGGAAAUAUUGGAGUGUUAUGCUGAGGAACCUUCUGAUUCUAACCUAGCCACAAUUACAAGGUUUGGGAGAACCCGGAAUUUUAAGGGAGGUUCACCCUGCGGGCAGGACUUGAUUGAUCACUGUUUACCUGUCUGGUUAACUAGCCAGGAGAUGGAAAAUGAAGAGUUUGAAGCUGUCAAGUUGAAGCUUUCAAAUGUUUCUGCAACUCAGGGAGGAAUUCAGGUUCUCAUAGAGACUAAAUAGCAGUUUAUGCUAGCAGAUUCCCAGUAUGUCUGGUCAGCCAAUGUUGAUGUCUAUUGAUUUUUGUUUCUUUUUUUUUUAGGAAAUUUUCUAUUAUCAUUUGAGCAAUUAUUCUCAUAUUAUUGUUUUAUCCUCUAUCACUGAUGAGUUUUUUUCUUUCGAAUUUUUUGUUUGUUUGUUAUUUCUUAACACCAAUGGCUAGUAAAGACUGUAUGUCCAAACUCCAAAGGUUGAAACAGGAGGGAGUGUCUUUCUUCAAUGCUU
Molecule: messenger RNA, 1754 nt
Organism: Lotus japonicus
Lineage: Eukaryota; Viridiplantae; Streptophyta; Magnoliopsida; Fabales; Fabaceae
Exons: 5
Coding region: 144-1493 (449 amino acids)
Molecular function (GO): 5'-3' DNA exonuclease activity; 5'-3' RNA exonuclease activity
Source: RefSeq, a predicted model, not a curated record